AUGGCAAAUAUUACCAGCGCGCUCGCCGACAUUUUCGGCCUCUGGGGCGAGCCCCUCAAGGAGACGAAGGAGCAGAUUGACCGCAUCUACGCCGAGGCCGAGAAGGCGGGCCGCACCGACCGCCCGCGCAUCUGGGUGACGUUCCGUCCCAUCGUUGCCGAGACGGACGAGCUGGCCUGGGCCAAGGCGCACCGGACGCUGGACGCGCUCAACAAGAACAGCCCCAAGGGCACCGGCCUCAAUGCGCCGGCGGCCGGCGCGCCCCAGAACGUGGGAUCCCAGCGUCUCCUGGAGAUUGCCAAGCGCGGUGACGUGCAGGACCGCGCCCUUUGGUAUCCCACGGUGACAGCCACAAACGCGCGUGGCGCAUCAACGGCGCUGGUCGGUUCCUAUCAGACCAUCAUCGACUCCCUUCUGGACUACGUCGACCUUGGCGCGGAGCUCAUCUCCAUCCGAGGGUACGACAACUACAACGAUGCUGUCGAUUAUGGGCGUCGCCAGAUCAUCGACAACAUAGCUGAAAGGCAGGUUGAAGGUGCUUUCAUCGUCGGACAUUCGUGGGAUAUCUCGGCGAGUGCAGUGCGAAGGUAG
Verticillium alfalfae VaMs.102 is the source of this 591-nucleotide messenger RNA. Its product is annotated as alkanesulfonate monooxygenase. Lineage: Eukaryota; Fungi; Ascomycota; Sordariomycetes; Glomerellales; Plectosphaerellaceae. The transcript is spliced from 3 exons. Gene Ontology annotation, molecular function: oxidoreductase activity, acting on paired donors, with incorporation or reduction of molecular oxygen. Bases 1 to 591 code for a protein of 196 amino acids. The record is from RefSeq and is a predicted model, not a curated record.